AUGAUUUGGAACAAAAACCAACGAAGUUUCGUCGAGUUAUACAACCUCUCGAGUCUCGCUGCUUCUUCGGAACAAACGCGUCCCAGGGAUGAAGAUUCCGCGGUGAAUGAUAUCAGCGGGAAAGUUCUGAGAGCAUCUUACUACGAGGAGCGGGAUUUAGUUAUGUUUUAUGAAAACGACACGAAGCUGACUGGAAUCUGCGGCGAGAUAUGGAACUUGCUCGCGUAUCACCUCAACUUUACGUUGAAGCCAGUAAAGUACGAGGAACGCAAUUUCGGAGAACGCUUGGAUAACGGAAGUUACAGCGGUCUGAUGGGGUUGCUCGAUCGAAAUGAAACGGAGGUGAUCUUACGAACCGGAUAUUACAGCUUCCGUGCGAAUCUGUUCGAUUAUACGACGCCUAUUUGGAACACUUGGUUUCGUCUGUACACACAACCAAAAUACGAAUACGACAACAGGUGGAUGGUGACGAUGUUCACACGUGAAACUUGGUACGUUAUCAUCUUUCUAUUCUUGACGCUCAGUUUAGCCGGUUACAUCUUCCAAACUGAACGAUUCGGGAAUCAUAAGAGGAAGAAAAAAUUGAAAUUGCUGGAAGCUUGUGGAUACUUCACCUUCAACGAUCAUUUCUUCUACACAUUUUCUAUGAUGUGUGGUCAAGGAUAUCUUCCAGGAACUUUUCACGGUCAAAACAAGAUACUGUCACUUUCGAAAAGUAUAUUCUCGUGGCUGAUAAUUCUAGCUUUCAGCUCGAAUCUGAUUUACCGAAUGGCGCAUCGUACAAUGAAACCACCGUUCUCCAAUCUAGACUCGUUGUUGAAUAAGACGAAGUACAACGUUCUGGUUUUCAAGGGAGCCAUAAUUUACGAACUGGUGAAGGAGAACAUUGAAAAUUCGUACAGAAGUUACGAACUUUCGAAUCGUAUUCAUUUCGUCGACGAUCCAAAUAUAAUGUACGAGGAGGUCUGCAAUGGCGGAAGACUAUUCGCUAUGUUGGAAAAUCAGGAUAAAGCUGCCUCGAGAAGCAAAGGUUUCUGCGAAGUUAUACCAGUUGGGUCGAACUACUAUGAAACUUGGGUCGGAUUUGCUGUACCAAAACGAUUUCCGUACAAACAGAUUAUCGACGUCUCGAUAACAAAACUUCGUGAAGUUGGUCUGGUACAUCGUUUGAAAAAUCGCUGGCUGCAAUUUACAAUCAACAACAACGCCAGGAGUCCUUUCAAGACGAUCGACAUGGAUCAAGUUUCUACCUUUAUGAGAGAAUUAUUGUUGCUCGUGAUAGUUCACGAUCUACUGAGACCUGUUCAAUCCGUGAACGGUGUAAUAUGGGACAGCAAAGUCGAGGAUUUCGUGCCGAUUUUCAGUGUACCGGGCUUCGCAGCCAUGAAUCAAGAACGCCUGAGUAAAAGUCGGAAACAGGAAACGCAUAAUUUCCAAGGGGAAAUCGUUAAGUUCGCUUAUUUCGAGGAGAAGAACCUUAUCAACGGCAGAGCGAAUGGAACUAGAAUCAGCGGAGUAAUCGGAGAAAUCUGGAAUAUAUUAUCGGAAUUCCUAAAUUUCACGUUGAAACCGAUUCAUAGCAAAGACCAGACAUUAGGAUAUGCAAAUGAGAAUGGUAUUUAUCCACGUGGUCUAAUACGCCUUAUUCAACGAAACGAGACAGAUGUGAUACCAAGGGUGGAAGCACAUCCGAAGCGAUUCAGAUUUGUCCAAUUUUCGUUCCCUUUAUGGAAAACCAGUUUGCGUUUAUACAUUCGUCAUGAAGUAAAACAUCUACCUACCUGGAUGCUGAAACUAUUCUCUCGAAAAGUCUGGUUCGCAAUUCUGUUCACGUACUUUCUGUUAAGCGUGUGCAGCUAUCUUUCCCAGGCUGUGGGUUUGAAAAUUGCGCGUAAAAAAUCGCAGGCAACCUUGAACGACUACUUCUUCUACAAUUUUGGCAUGAUCUGUGGACAGAGCUAUCUACCGAACAGUUUAAACAAAAGUUCGAGAGUAGUGGAAUUAUGGUUGGGCCUCUUUUCCUGCUUAAUUAGAACCGCUUUUGGCGCGCUUUUAAUAGGCUACAUGACGCAAAUUUCCACCACGCCACCGUUUCAUAAUUUAAAUUCUUUACUGGUCGGUACUUCGUACAAUAUUUUCGCUUUAAAAGGUUCCCUGCCAGAUCUGAUUUUUCAGUUGAGCACAGAACCUGACUACCAGAAUACACUUAAAUAUAAACGAUAUGUUGUUGCGGAAAGGAUGGAGGAUAUGUAUAAAACAAUAUGUUCCUCGAGAAAGCUGUACGCGGUAUAUCAAAGUGAAGAUAUAAAAAAAGCUGGAGGAAUAUAUUUCUGUCGAUUAAAUCCUGCUGGGGCUCCCCUGUUCACUGUGUGGAUAGUUUCUGGAAUUUCGUGGAAUUUCAGAUACAAAAGAUCAAUUGAUAUCGGGUUAUUGAAAUUAUACGAAGUUGGUUUUAUAAAGCUACUAAAGCAUCGUUGGAUAGAAUCGAAAAAUGUGGAAGAAGAAAAAACAAAUAUCACAGAACCAAUUACCAUGGAGCAAGUGUAUUUAAUACUCUAUGUAUUUCAUGGUGGACUGCUUAUAUCUUUCAUAAUUCUUCUACUUGAACACUUAGUGUUUUACUUUAACAAAUGACGAAAUUAUUUACUUAACAAGAAAUAUUUUCCAUUCCCUCUCUUAAGUCCAGUUUAUUCAACAAUUAAUAAAAGAAAUCUGUACAUUAAAUAA
Molecule: messenger RNA, 2727 nt
Organism: Habropoda laboriosa
Lineage: Eukaryota; Metazoa; Arthropoda; Insecta; Hymenoptera; Apidae
Exons: 15
Cellular component (GO): membrane
Molecular function (GO): ligand-gated monoatomic ion channel activity
Source: RefSeq, a predicted model, not a curated record